Molecule: messenger RNA, 1736 nt
Organism: Solanum pennellii
Lineage: Eukaryota; Viridiplantae; Streptophyta; Magnoliopsida; Solanales; Solanaceae
Product: AT-hook motif nuclear-localized protein 10
Molecular function (GO): minor groove of adenine-thymine-rich DNA binding
Source: RefSeq, a predicted model, not a curated record
CCCCCCCACCCCCACCUCACCUCACCUCACCUCUUUCCUCAGUUUAUACUUUUUCUCACUUCAGUGAACAGAAACAGUAAAGAACAAAAUCACAACAGCAUUCUUGAAAAAAAAGGGUUUUUUUUUUCAAGAACAAUUCUCUGUUUUCAUGGAUUCUCAAGAAUCCCAAGCGGGUCACCACCAAAAUCAACACCAUCACCAACCCCAACACCCCCAAUUUCAUCACCAACAGCAACAUGGUCAUGGUCAUGGCCAUGGCCAUCAUCCCAUGAUGAUGGCAAGACCACAACACCAUCAGCUUCAACAGCUUCAACAGCAGCAUCACCAACAUCAACAGCAGCAGCAGCAAGCUAACACCUUUGGUUUACCUAACAAUGUUCCAACACAUAACAACAACAAUUCUGCUAUGAUGCAACAGCUUCAGCAACACCAGCAGCAAAAUUCUGGGUUUCCUUUUAAUUCUGUGGUUAAUACGGCUUCUGCGGCGGUGGCGGCGCCUCAACAUAAUCUUGAUUACUCAGAUGCGUCAUCUCCUAGGGCUACUGGAUUCAGCAUUGAGCCUGCUAGGAAAAAAAGGGGCCGACCCAGGAAGUAUUCACCUGAUGGUAACAUCGCUUUGGGUCUCUCGCCUACUCCUGUUACCCCGAUUUCAUCUGGGGUGCCUCCUACAGAUUCCGGAAGCGGUGGCGGUGGUGAUGCGGAGGGUCCUUCUUCCGAGAAUCCUUCGAAAAAGGCCCGAGGAAGGCCUCCUGGCUCUGGAAAGAAACAGCUAGAUGCUUUAGGUACAGCUGGAGUUGGAUUUACACCUCAUGUGAUCACAGUGAAUGUUGGGGAGGACAUAGCUUCAAAGAUAAUGGCUUUCUCCCAGCAAGGGCCGCGUACUGUUUGUAUUCUAUCUGCAAAUGGAGCCAUCUGUAACGUCACCCUACGCCAACCAGCAAUGGGGGGUGGCACUAUUAAUUACGAGGGCCGAUAUGAGAUCAUCUCAUUGACAGGUUCCUUCAUGCAGUCGGAGAAUAAUGGCAGCAGUGGACCAAGUGGUCUGAGUGUGUCACUGGCGGGGGCAGAUGGUAGAGUAAUGGGUGGUGGAGUUUCAGGAGUGCUUAUGGCUGCCACACCAGUGCAGGUAAUCGUGGGUAGCUUCCUUGCUGAAGGGAAAAAGCCAAAGUCUAAGGUGCCAUCUUCGACACCACCAUCCAAUAUGUUGAAUUUUGGUGCUCCUGCCACAGGGGAGAGCCCUCCUUCUCAAGGUGAUGCCUCAAGUGACUCGUCUGAGGAAAAUGGCGACAGUCCUUUCCAACAUGAAUCAGGACCUUAUGGUAACGCUGGCCAACCAAUGCAUGGUAUGUCAAUGUAGCAAAUAUGGGCUGGCCAAAAUCGCUGUGAAAACACUUUUUCUGUGUCGACAUGAAGUUGCCAAGGGUAUUCCCCUUGCCAACGCUAACAGGGCAGAGUAUAGGCGCGUUUCUUGAUUUCUCAACUUGAGCUUAUUUUCCUUAUUUUUCUCCCCGCUUCGAUCCUCCCCUCUUUCCAGUAUGUAGUUAAGGUAAAAUGCAUAUGGCUGAUUUACAGAAAUCCAUUUUCAUGGUUUCUUUGGCACUAUGGUAUUAGUAGUAGUAGUAGUAGUAUAUGUUAGGUGAUGUUUGGUUGGAUAUUGUUUACUUCCAGAUGGUUAACUUUUAGGAAUUAUUAGAUUGGGUAGAAAUUUCUUCUAAAUGAAUGGAGUAUUUUCUUCA